UUGUCCUCCUUGCUGUGGCAGGAAGGGGUGGGGGCAGAGCGAUCGGCGCAGCUAUUUUGAAAGUGACCCCCUCAUUCAGGCAGCGACUCUGCAGCUGUCAGGAACCAUGACUGAAGAUGACGGAUUCUGUUGUCGUGGAGGGAUACGCCAGACUCAGAGAUGGGAAAAAGUGGAAGACUAGGUGGCUGGUGUUUCGCAAGCCGUCGCCUGUAGCAGAUUGCCUUGUGUUGGUGGUUUUUAAAGACAAAUCAGACAAAGUCCAGAGCAACAAAGAGAGGACGAGCGUCACGUUGGAGGAGAUCUGCGGCCUGGAGCCUGGACAGUGGUAUGAAGGUGUGGCUUUCACCCUGGCCGUCCUCUGCCUGAACCAGGCGGCUCUGCUGGGCUUCGACAGCAGGGAGGCGCUGCAGGCGUGGGAGCUCCGUCUGCGGUACGGCCUCGGAGAAGUUCACAGAUUCAGUGUUGGGGUUUUACCAGGGACCAAGCUGGAGAGCGGACCUGCGACUCUUCAUCUGUGCAACAACCUCGUGGCCCUCGUCCGCGACUUUCCUCCCCUCAUCAUCGGACACUGGACCUUGCCCGACCUGCGGCGAUACGGACCAGUGCCGAAUGGAUUUGUGUUUGAAGGAGGAACAAGAUGCGGAUACUGGGCCGGUGUUUUUCUUCUUGCAUCUGCAGAGGGCGAGCAGAUCAGCUUCCUGUUCGACUGCAUCGUUAGAGGCAUCUGCCCCAGCAGAGGCCCGUUUGGACUGCGGCCCGUUUUGCCAGAACUCGGCUCAAGUCAGACCAAUUCAGAGGAGAAGCUGAAUCUGGAAGCGCAGGAGCUAGAGAAGCGACUGAGCAUGCUCUCUCAUGUGAGCAGCACAGUCCCGUCCACGUGCUUCCCGUCUGCUGGGGGAGACGACCGCAGCAUAUCUGGCUCCUCCGACACGUCCGACACCAGCCAGUCGGACUGCAGCAUCGGCAGCCGGCUGGCCGUUUGGACCGAGCCCGCCUCGAACCCUGCCGGAAGCGUCUGCCAGGCGGGCGCUAAGGUGGCGCUGCAGACCGCCGAAAAGCUUUCAGCCAGCCAGGGAUGCGGGGGCCGACCUUCAGCCAAGCCGCCCCGCCAGCUUCUGGAGAUCGGCCGCCAGAGCUCUUCGGACAGCGGCAUCGCCACCGCCAGUCAUUCCUCCUACUCCGGGAGCUUCUCCUCCUACACGGGCAGCCUGGACAUCACCCCCGGGGAGGAGUUUGGCUCCGUGUUCAGUUUGCCCCCCCAAUUGGCUCAGGAGCUGAGCCCUUGCAUUUGUCCUUCUGCUCCUGGUCAUGAGUACCAGGCGCCAACAUCGCUUCUUCGGUAUCUCUAUGACUCUCCCAGGAGUGUGUUACAUGAAGCGAGUGGGGGCGACAAAGAAUGCGAGCCCUUCAAAUCAGCUAAAGACUACCCCGUCCCCUCAGAGUCUGUGAAGGCGGGCGCCGAGGUUCACUCAGAGGCUGCAGAUAGACAAUCCCUGGUGGCGCUCACACAGGGCCUCUCAAAGGACGGCAGGAAAACAAGUGUGGUGCCCUCUAGUGGCUCCUCUCAUACCUGCAGCUCCCUCACUGCCUCCAAAACUAUUGUGGCCAUUUGCUCAGUGUGUGGUGGGUUUAAGGGUAAUCCCUACAUCCAAAUGGGUUCUUCAGUGAUUCCAACCCUACCAGUGAAGAAAAUUCUGGAAAAGUCCCGGGCCACUGAAUGCAUCACAGAGUUGUCAAGAGUGCAGCCGGGUGAGGAGGCGAUGCUACCGAAGAGAGGAGAGAGAAAAACAGCCGACCCCUUAUCUGAUCUGUUCAGCUUUCUGAGGGCAGGCAGCCAACCACACACGCUCAACCUGUACGAGGCAAUGAGUCCUGCUCUGGCAAACGAGCUCAUUUUAGCACCAGCUACACCACCGUGGGACUCCCAGCUGGACAAAAGAGCUGUCAUUUAUGAAAACUGUUUGAAGUGUCAAGGAGAGCUCUGCCAACCUCUGCUACAGGUCGCGUCUGCUAAAAACCUCCCCAGCAGGGGUGUUUCUGCUUGUCAAAGCUUCCCAACUGGACUGGACAUGAAGAAAAGCCAAGACAGUGACAGCGCUGCUGAUGAGGAGCAGCUUCAUGAACUCCUCCGAGAUGCUGAUAGACAGUGUCAGCCUGAAGAUGGGAAUGAUUCGACUGGAAAUGAAGAGAAAAAGUUCACUAGUAAAGAAGAGCUGCGCAGAGCAGAUCCUGCUUAUGAGAUCAUGGAGAGUCGUGUGUCGGAGAAACACCCAGAGGCUGAAGAGAAAAGCAAAUAUGAGCUAAUGGGCAGCUACAGCCAGCAGAGGUUGCUCCCAGAGGCUGAAGGUGCAGUGUUUGUUUUCCCUCCAGAGGCUCCGCUUCUUGAGAGACCACGGAGCGAAAGCGUGACAUACGUUAAUAUUCCCGUCAGUCCGACGUCUAAGAAACAACUCAACUACAUGGAGCUGGAGCUGCAGGAGCCGGGUCACAGUACCAAAGGGACUGUCGCACCACUACCGGCUCAGAGAAAGAGCUCCACCAAGUAUGCCCAGAUUGACAUCACCGCAACCGAGAUGGCCCACAAAGCUGGUACCCAGCAUGCCCUGGGCCGGCAGGAGGGGCUGCACACUCUGGAGCUGAAAAGAAAGGGUACGCCGCAUUGACUCCGAUGAAAGGCUGAGCCCAGCGGGAUGGUUUUACCAUGACAUGGGGCUCACCACACCGGACUGUCUGCAUCGGUCGUAGUCAGUAAGGACCUAGAGGGGGGGGGUUUCUUUUCUGUUCUUUUACAUACUCUCAUUACAGAUUAGGUUUACGUAUGCUGGAGUACCAGAGCAUGUGUCCACUUUGUUAGGUGGACGUUUGCUUCUAUAAUCCGGAAGCUGUUAUAAGGUUUUGCAUGAAGUCAUGUGCAAUAUUUCUAUUAUGUUGUCUCAGAACUUGGUUGUAUCAUUAUGUCAUCUUGAGGAGAGGGUACCGGUCCGGAGAUGAGUCACGGCACAAAUAACCCAACAAAGUUGCCUAAAACUCUUUGAACGUGUUCAGAUGUGGUGUAAACCGUCCUCCAGUCUUACUCAGAGAGCUGUGCAGGAGAAGUAAAUGAUGAGUUAUGGUGAGGAGGCGAAUCUGUAGUGGUGUCAUACUUCAACGCUGCGCCAUGGCGACCUGUGUUAGCCUGCUAUAACCAGCAGACGCUGUUUAUUGUAUGAACAGAGUCUCAAUGCUGCUUUCUUUCUUUCUUCUGUUCUCAUUGAAUGGGAUUUACUGUUUAAAAAAAAAAAACUGUUUCUGAAUUCUUCCAACUGGAGAAGAAUAAUGUUUGCAGAUUUCCAUUUAAUAUUUAAAAUUACGAUUAUGCUUAUUUUGUUUUAAGGUUUUCCUUAUUCUUUGUAGGUAGAUUGACCUAUAACCCCAAGCAGAUUAUUGUAUUGUAGUUUUUGUCUCAUCUUCUGCGCCGUUUUAACUUAUGUUAACUUCUACAACAUAUUUAUUUCAAGUAUAACAUUUACAUACAACGUGGAGGUGUAAAGUUUAGAUAUUUGGAGAAUGUAUAAUUCCUGAUUCUUGAGGUAGCAUAUUCUUUUCUUUAUUUUCUUGCGAGUUAUUUAUAGCUAGACCUUUGUGUGUUUUUUAAGCAUUACAUGAUCACUGUGUGCAUCUGUUGUCAGAAAUUUACAUACACUCAUCAAGUGCACAAAUUUCAUUUUAAUUUGGGGAUUUUAAUUAUUCAUUUGAACAGUUAGUUUUCCAGGGUGACAAAACCUCAAUGAACUGUUGAUAAAAAAAACUAUGUAUGUAAAGUAUGUAAAUUUAAAUGUAUUAAUUUUCUGUAAUGCACACUUGGUCUAAUACAUACAUGCACCCUCAGUGAUAGAUGUAACUUAGCAAGCCCUAACCCUGCCCUUUUCUGUGAGCAUCAACAAAAUUCUAGCUGCUUAUUUUCUCUCUUCUAGGCAGAAUUUCCUAAGGCUGGAUGGUUUCCUUGCAUUAGUACUGCUGUUGCAUAUGUCCACACCUUCUUAGUGUGGUUGGGGGCAGGGCCUUUCCAGUAGCUUAAUGUUAGCCUCCCUUAUCCUUUCAAAAAACAAUUUUGAUGUGUUUGCAGGUCAUUGUCCUGUUGGAACUACCAAUUCAGUCUCAGUUUCAAGCAUCUAGCUGUUGAAUUGAGGUAAAGAUGAAGAAUUUAUAGGUAGUCUGCAUUAUUCCAGCCACUUUACGUGAUGCAGUGGUGCCACUAACGACAGAACAGCCCCACGGCAUGCCUCCGCCCCUCCCAUGCUUUAUAGUUGGUGCAACAGUGUUAGGUUUGAAAGCAUCGCCUUGACUCCUCCAGACAUAAUUCAUGACACCGAGGCUAAAUAGCUGCAACUUUGAUUCCAGUGAGCAUUAAAGCUUUCUCCAGAAAUUUGCUCACUCAUGCAGGUAGCUGCAAGUUUUAGCCAGGCUUGAAGGGGUACAUUUUCUAACAUAGGCUUCUUUCUUGGUCUUUCUUGGUCGUAGGGUAGUCACACUGGUGUUGAUGUUUUCCAUUUCAUUGCAGCCUCGUGACAUGUUCCUGAAUUUUAUAAUUUCCUUCCAUCUGAGGCUGUUAUUUUUGUCUUUUUCUGUAAAGUGGUGAAAAUUAUUAUGACCUGGAAAAAUAAUUAUGAAUAGUUAUUCAAAAGGCCUUUAUUGAUAAUAUUUAUGCCAACGAUAACUGUAUGUAAACUUCUGACCAGAACUGCUCAGCUGAAUUCCAGUCAGAUGCGAUAUUUAUUUCCUUCAAAUGACAGUAACAGAGCAGCAUUUCUAAGAAACCGUUGAACAACAUUAGUGAAUCCACAUGCAUAAAACAGAGUUAUGCAGUGGUUAACCAACGGUUUUCUGGAAAAACCCCUGCAGAAGGCAACAAAUAAACCACAUUGUCAGCAUAUCAUAAAAAGAGAUGUCCUUUCAUCCUGACACUUGUAAUAAGUUAGAAGAUAAAGAUGAUGUUAUUGUAGCUUUCAUUUGACACUUUAUUUAAGGUAAUACUCCAGGACAACCACGAAGAAAGAGGAUGGCUCUGCAGGGAAUGUAUGUAAGUGUAAAAAUAAAAAGAAUAUAAAUCUGCUUUUAUAAAGGGACUUCAUGGCUCAAAUCUGCAAACCAAACAUGUGACAGUAUAUUAAAUGUGAGACAAAUUUGAUAAUUCCUGAACAGAACAUUUUUCCUGCAUCUGAAGGUAAUGAUGGAUUACUUGGUGUUCAGACGAAGGUCUGAGUCUGAGAUUCAUUAAAUGCUGCAAACCCUUCAGAUGAUCAAUGUUGUAAAAGGUUAGUGUCCCCUAUCUGUGGUUGAUUUGGCUGAUAAGUAUAUUUUAAUUAAGACAGCUAUAGUAUGUUAAUGUUAUUCAGUGAUAAAGAGAACUGAAUUGCCGUCAUUUCCAAAAAAUAUGUAAAUUGUAAAUAAAUUAUAGUGAAUUAAAAAAACAUUCAAACCUACAUUAACUUUAUAUUGAUUGCUGAAUUUUUCAAGGAGCUGAAAAAGCAGCUGGGGUCUGUACCUGAGGUCUUUCAGAAGGAUGUGGAGUACAACCUGGACAGGUCAACUUUAGAAACGAUAAUAGAAAAAGAAAGAAAAUGAACAAAUUGAAAAUAUCAAAAACUCACUGGGCGGAAUAUCUGGCCGACUUGACAGUAACUUGGAGCUGGACCUAUGUUUUUUUAAAAGUGAAACUAAGCAGUGGCUCAUAACAAAAUCUGUUUUACAGCAACACUUAUACGGUUAAAACAUGUUUUAAUACACUUUAUUAUGUAAAUAAAUAAUUUGCAAAGUGUAUUCUUCAUUUUUAUGUUUCUUUUGGUGUAAUGGCUUCUUCCUCACUGAGUGGCGGUUCAGCCCAUUACGAACUGUAGCCAGAUUCCUCACAAGGUCGGUCGCUGUUGUUUUGGAGUUGAUUUGCACAUUUCACACCAAACCCCAUUCAUCUCCGAGACACAGAACCCAUCUUCUUCCUCAGCAUUCCCACGUUAUUUAUACUGGCUAUAAUUGUUCAAUAAUAAACGUGACAACUUCACCUACCAGUUGAACCCAGGCAUGGACCACAUUUCUUAAGGUUCACAAUAUUCUUCCUGAUAUCUUGUCUGAUUUAAUUUGGCUUUUAUGUGACGUCAAAGAAGGAAACAACGUGUAUGAGUCUCUGUUCCAAACUGCAUCCAAGUGUGUGUCUUCAUAUAACUCAAUGAGGUUUACAAUAGCAUGACACCAUCAUCCAGGUGCCGUUUAGUGUUGAUGUAAACAAUCAAAUUCUAAGAAAGCAAUCAUAAACUCUCUGAAACAAUCUCUCUUUAAUUAUUCUGGCAUUUAGCAAAUAAAAAUCCUUUUGCUCCUCCUAACAGACCUACACCGGACCUAAGGUUGAGUCUGAUUUAACAUCAGACAGUAUGGAAAAUACGCAAUUACAGCACAGUGUAUGAAAAUGGUUUUAACUGUAUCAAAAGUGGGAGAGAUCCACCUCAGAUGGAUAAGGUUUGAGAGGGAAGUGAGUAGCCGUCCCUUUCACACCCAUUUAGCGGCACCACACCUAAGGCAGACAGGAUUCUGUGGUGUAAAUCACUGCUUGUGUUCAAGCACACUUCAGUGAAACAACUGUGAAAAUCCCUAAUAGCUGAAUGAAAGUUAAAACUCCGCCAUCCAAAACACGAAAGCACCAAGAGGAUGGAUGGCUGCUUACAUAUCCUCUGCCCCCCGAAUUCAGUUACAAUAAGCUGUGGUACAUGUUGAAAAUGUAUUGUUUUCUAAAGAGGACCUAAACCACACACAGCUCUAGAGCAACUACUUAUGAUGGCAUGGACAGCUAGUAUUGAUGAUGAUGAUGAUGAUGAUGAUGAUGAUGAUGAUGAUGAUGAUGAUGAUGAUGAUGAUGAUGAUGAACUUGGUUGUCCCAAAGGAAAUGUGUCUUGGGUACAGACUCUGGCUGCUACAUAGUCCAAACCAUGGCUGUCACACUACAUUCACACAUGAAAACACUACUAUAAAAUAAGUGCAUUAAGGAAGCAUGUCACAAUACAUUCACAAUAAAAUAAAAAACAAAUUAUAAAGACCCUUCUAUAAAGAAUCUGUUAUAAGACAAAUUAAUAUAUAAAGAAGCAUGUCAGUUUAGUUUAAAGGUUUGGAUACCAUUGCCUACUUCCACAAUUUACUGUUUGGUACUGUGUAUUGCUUUAAUGGAAAGGAGAAAAUAUAAGUUCUUACAGUGGUUCAGUCUACAGGCAGGGACUCUAAGACGUCGACCUGAAGGAAGAAAUCGAUACAAAUAAAGAAUAUGAGUGA
Fundulus heteroclitus (mummichog) is the source of this 7293-nucleotide messenger RNA. Its product is annotated as protein Dok-7. The record is from RefSeq and is a predicted model, not a curated record. Gene Ontology annotation, biological process: positive regulation of protein tyrosine kinase activity; neuromuscular junction development. The transcript is spliced from 13 exons. Gene Ontology annotation, molecular function: protein kinase binding. NCBI's taxonomy places the organism in Eukaryota, Metazoa, Chordata, Actinopteri, Cyprinodontiformes, Fundulidae. The coding region runs from base 117 to 2663 and encodes 848 amino acids.